UCUUUCUAUCUUUUUAAUGUUUCGUUUUUUAUUUUAAUGUUGUUUUCUUGACAACACUUUUUUUUUUUUUACGUAAAAGGUAGGUUUGCGCGACACGGUCGUAAAACGUCGUGAAGUCGAUUCUGGAAUCCAUUUUGAACACGUCAUUCCGUAACCGCCGCGUCACGUGGUUUCAGAAAAGCGUGUCGUUUUUACGAUAUAUUUUGCAUAUUUUACAUUAAGCAAAAACAAUUCCGUUUCAUAUGCACAUAGAUUACGUUGAAUUUGUCAUAUUUUUUUAUUUAUUUAAUUAAACGUUAAUUUCAACAUCACAGUGCCGGUCUCUAGUUGGCGCAGGUGUGGCGCACGCUGGUGGUGACGUGCUGCAUGAGUCCAGUCCGCUCUUGCAGAUUGACUUCUUUAGAAAGUGUUUUGAUCUAAAUACACAUGCACGAUGUCAACAAACGGCAAGACCUCGAGAAUAUUGCAGUUCAUGGCCCCUGGUGAGCGCCGUCAGUUUGGAAUCGAGACUCCAUUCCAGCGUCUGGCUUGGCAAAUGCAAGACAUAUUAGGAGACAGAGGGAUUCUCAAAGAGGUGGUUCAUGCAGGAGAAGGUCCACCUGUACCCAGACAUGCCUCUGUGUCAAUUCAUUUCUCUGGAUUCAUUGAGUACUCUGAUGCACCAUUUGAGACAACCAGCCACCUUAAAUAUCCACGAAUGAUGAAGCUCGGUAGAGAUGUUACUUUGUACGGCCUAGAGCUUGGUCUGCUCACUAUGAAGAAAGGCGAGUUUUCCCGUUUUCUUUUCAACCCCAAAUAUGCCUAUGGGAUCCUCGGAUGCCCCCCACACAUACCUCCAUUAGCCACAGUCCUCUAUGAAGUGCAAGUCCUCGAUUUUCUGGACUCUGCACAAGUGGAUGAAUUCAUGGAUUUGAGUAUGGAAGAGCAGAACAAUGUUCCUCUGUCCACAUUUCUGAAUAUACUGGACACGCAGCGGAGCUUCGGCAACCUCUGCUUCAAUAAGAAGCGCUAUGAAGAUGCUCGAGAGCGAUACAAACAGGCCAUGACACUUUUGCAGAAUCGUGAGCUGGUGGAGAAAGAAGAGAAGAAGCGUGUUGACGAAAUGAAACUGCCUCUUCUGCUCAACCUCUCACUCACGUACCUCAAACUGGAGAAACCCCAGAAGGCCCUCUGCUACGGUCAGAAAGCGCUGGACAUCAGCCCUCAGAACACUAAAGCUCUCUUCCGCUGCGGACAGGCCUGUUUGGAGAUGACUGAAUACGAGAAGGCACAAGAUUACCUUACGCUCGCUCAGAAGAAAAAGCCAUUUGACCCUGACAUCAACGCCUUGCUGAAAAAGCUCGCUAUCUGCUACAAGGACUAUCUGGACAAAGAGAGAGACAUGUGCUCCAAGAUGUUCCCGGGUUUUAAAGGAAUGAAAAAGUGAAGCGCUUUUACCAUUUCUCAAACCCUCCAGAUGGACCACAAGUCGGCAGUAUAAACCCAACAAAUUGUAAUUUUGGUGUGAGCUGUCAACAUGGCCUAAAAUCUUGUCCUACUUUUAAUUGCUCGUAGCUCACUUUUAUUUUGCAUUCAUUCGUGCACGUAUUUUGUAACAUAUUAUGUUCUCUAUGUUAUUGUAAGAUAAGCUUUAUCAUGACAGACGGUCAGGGUUUUCAAUACUCUAUAUGGAGCAUCAGGAUGCCUUCCAAGUGUGGAGCUGGAUUGUCAGAAGUUGCUUUUACUUUUAUGUUCAAUUUUGAAGUUAGCUUGAAAACAAUAAGUUGUUACGCCUUGCUCAUAGUUUCGAAAUUGCUUUAGAUUUGCGUGGAGUUUAAUAAUACUGUAUAAGAUAAAAUAUACACGUGCUUUAAUUUUGUUUACUGUAAUAAAAACCAAAAAACGUC
Molecule: messenger RNA, 1886 nt
Organism: Puntigrus tetrazona (Sumatra barb)
Lineage: Eukaryota; Metazoa; Chordata; Actinopteri; Cypriniformes; Cyprinidae
Gene: fkbp6
Product: FKBP prolyl isomerase 6
Exons: 8
Coding region: 434-1426 (330 amino acids)
Molecular function (GO): peptidyl-prolyl cis-trans isomerase activity; protein binding
Source: RefSeq, a predicted model, not a curated record